UGGUAGUCGCUCUUCCAAAACCUUCAAACCAAAGAAGAAUAUUCCAGAGGGGUCUCACCAGUACGAGCUGCUGAAGCAUGCAGAAGCUACAUUGGGAAGUGGUAAUCUCCGGAUGGCCGUUAUGCUUCCAGAGGGUGAAGACUUAAAUGAGUGGGUUGCAGUGAACACUGUCGACUUCUUCAAUCAGAUCAAUAUGCUGUAUGGAACCAUUACGGACUUCUGCACGGAGGAGAGCUGCCCUGUGAUGUCUGCUGGCCCAAAAUAUGAGUACCACUGGGCAGAUGGAACCAACAUAAAGAAACCAAUUAAGUGCUCUGCACCAAAGUACAUUGAUUACCUGAUGACUUGGGUCCAGGAUCAGCUGGAUGAUGAAACGCUCUUUCCUUCUAAAAUAGGUAAG
Nestor notabilis (Kea) is the source of this 400-nucleotide messenger RNA. Its product is annotated as MOB kinase activator 1B. The transcript is spliced from 3 exons. Lineage: Eukaryota; Metazoa; Chordata; Aves; Psittaciformes; Psittacidae. Gene Ontology annotation, biological process: hippo signaling; positive regulation of protein phosphorylation. The record is from RefSeq and is a predicted model, not a curated record. Gene Ontology annotation, cellular component: nucleus; cytoplasm. The annotation marks the transcript as partial. Gene Ontology annotation, molecular function: protein kinase activator activity.